AGAAGAAGAGGAGGAUGAGGAUGAGAAGAAGAUGAAGAAGAAGAAGAAGAAGAAGGAUGAAAAGAAGAAUAAUUCCAAGCCGGCAAAAAGUGUAUGUGCAGAGUUCCUCUAUUUCUGACAGUUCUCUCACAGCUUCUUCACAUACAAUGUUUCAACCGCUGCAUGGAAGGACAGUCCCAGAACUGUCAUUAAUAGUCUAUUUCUGACAGUUCCAUGACAUUCCCUCCAUACAGCGGUUGAAACAGCUGUAUGGAGUGAAUGUCCCAGAACUGUCAGAAAUAGACAGAAACUGUCACAGAACUGUCC
Messenger RNA from Staurois parvus, 306 nucleotides. The record is from the annotation of a GenBank genome assembly. Lineage: Eukaryota; Metazoa; Chordata; Amphibia; Anura; Ranidae.